AAGGCCACCACAGUAAGGGGUGGAGCACGACUUCGUGAUCAAGAAGAUCCCCUUUAAGAUGGUGGACGUGGGCGGCCAGCGGUCCCAGCGCCAGAAGUGGUUCCAGUGCUUCGACGGGAUCACGUCCAUCCUGUUCAUGGUGUCCUCCAGCGAGUACGACCAGGUGCUCAUGGAGGACCGGCGCACCAACCGGCUGCUGGAGUCCAUGAACAUCUUCGAGACCAUCGUCAACAACAAGCUCUUCGUCAACGUGUCCAUCAUCCUCUUCCUCAACAAGAUGGACCUGCUGGUGGAGAAGGUGCGCAGCGUCAGCAUCAGCAAGCACUUCCCCGACUUCCGCGGCGACCCGCACCGGCUGGAGGACGUGCAGCGCUACCUGGUGCAGUGCUUCGACCGCCGGCGCCGCAACCGCAGCAAGGCGCUCUUCCACCACUUCACCACGGCCAUCGACACGGAGAACAUCCGCUUCGUCUUCCACGCCGUCAAGGACACCAUCCUGCAGGAGAACCUCAAGGACAUCAUGCUGCAGUGAGGCCCCGGCCCGCCUCCUCCCCGCGGCCAGCACCUGCGGGGGCCGCCACGAGCUACUGAAUCCGGGGAAGGUACACUACUGAGCUCCGGGCAGCCGGGGUGACCGCCGUCGAGUAGCACGGCUUUCCACAGGACGCCAUGGCCGCUCCGAGCAGUGCGCGCGCCCGCGUGUCCCGGUGUGUGUCCGCGUGCGUGUGCGUCUCUACCGCCGCACAGACCGCCCGCCCCGGCUCUCCCUCUAACCCGCAGGCCUCCCGGCCGCUAACCCGGAGCCUCGCCUACGCGGUAGGCGGCCCAGUGCGCAGACACGGCCGGUGGGCCCGCCCAGAGGGACCGCGUUGCCUUUUAAAGCUCCUGUGCCCCGUCCCAGAGCCCAGCCUUGGGGGCGGGGUGGGCUCCGGCCGGCCGUGCCUUAAUGUCCGGGGGCGCUGUCCUCCUGCUGUCACCUGGCCCGUCGCAUGGACAGGGCUCGUCCCUCCACACGGCGCUCGGCGGUGCUCAUUACUCCCGACCGCCCUGCCCUGCCACCUCCUCCCCCGCAGACACCCCCCCCCUGCAGGUGUCUGCUCCUCUGCGUGCCUCGUGCCUGCGGCGGCCGCUGUGGCGCAGCCCGGCUUCCUGUCCGCAGCUUCGGGAGCCGCAGGGUGAGCGCAGCCCGUGUCCAGCACGCAGCCUGUGCACCGCAGACACUGGCCUUCAGGCAGCCCCGGCCCCGCACCCACCUGCGUCCUGCAGACGGCCGCCACCCCAGUGCCUCUCACAGCCGGUCCCUUCUCAGGCCGCCUGCAUCGGGUCCUGUCCAGGCUCUGCCUCUAGGAUUCCACACUACACGUGCUCCCAGCUCGGGGUGCGGGAGCUGCGGGCCCCCUGGAGGCCCCCCUUCACUGCCCGUGCGGGUCCCUCCACUGCGGUCCUCGGGGGUGGGGCUCGCCCAGCACUGGAGAGAAAAGGAAAGCGCUCCCUGGUAGCCGGCAGCAGAAUUCACGGGCCUCGUCACGUCCCGGGCCCCUGUCCCAAGGCCACCCUGGGCCCCUCCUGGGUCCCUUCGCGCCUCCCUCGGCUCCGUGUCAGCAGGCCCGGCAGCCGUGGGUCUGGGGCAGGGGCUGACCCAGAGGGAAGGGAGGCCGCCUGCUCCUGAGUCACCUGUCACUGUGUUUGGUGAGGAGACGCACAGCGUGAAAGUCCUUGGUGCGUGCGCUGAGGGUCGGCUCUGGUGAGAAGGUGCCGUUUGGGGGCUGCCCCUGCGGCUCUCCACCAGCUGAGGCUGCGGCCCAGGACCGGCCGUGUGCCUGGAGGGGAGGAGCACAGGGCAGCUCAGCAGGCGGUUCUGAGGUCGGGGCGCCUUCGGUGACGGGGCGCCGGGUCUCGGGUGUGAGGAGCGGGCUGGUCCUCCCUGACCGGGAAUCGGGGCUCAGGAGAGGCGGCCAGCCAGGCCCCCUGCCCCCAGGCCCUGAGCACUUUGCCUCUAGCCCACGGUGAGCGGGGCGGGAGGGCCCGGAGGCCAGGACCCCGACCAGCUCGGCCACCCCUCGCCCUGUGGGCUUCUCGCUGCGCCAGGCGCUGCUCUGAGUCCUGGGAGGCGCCUGACCGGAGCAGAAGUUCCUGUUUGUGAGGCUGAACUAAACCAUUUACAACUUUCUACACAUAGACUAGUCCUUGUCUCGGAAGCCGCGGCUUUUGUAAUUUUUUAUCUUAAUUUCACUGUCACCCUUGAAUAUUGUCUUUUGUAUUGAGACGCUGGAGGAGCAGGAGAUAGUGGUGCCUCAUCUAUUAUUGCAAAAAUGUAACAAUAAACUUCCUCAAAGAAGA
This is a messenger RNA of Myotis lucifugus (little brown bat), 2340 nucleotides long. It is a transcript of the gene GNA12, whose product is annotated as G protein subunit alpha 12. Gene Ontology annotation, molecular function: guanyl nucleotide binding; GTPase activity; D5 dopamine receptor binding. Bases 59 to 532 code for a protein of 157 amino acids. The record is from RefSeq and is a predicted model, not a curated record. Gene Ontology annotation, biological process: Rho protein signal transduction; adenylate cyclase-modulating G protein-coupled receptor signaling pathway. The transcript has a single exon. Lineage: Eukaryota; Metazoa; Chordata; Mammalia; Chiroptera; Vespertilionidae. Gene Ontology annotation, cellular component: brush border membrane; heterotrimeric G-protein complex.